Carassius carassius (crucian carp) is the source of this 1862-nucleotide messenger RNA. RefSeq names its product 2-oxoisovalerate dehydrogenase subunit alpha, mitochondrial-like. Gene Ontology annotation, molecular function: oxidoreductase activity, acting on the aldehyde or oxo group of donors, disulfide as acceptor. The transcript has 8 exons. The record is from RefSeq and is a predicted model, not a curated record. Bases 13 to 1353 code for a protein of 446 amino acids. NCBI's taxonomy places the organism in Eukaryota, Metazoa, Chordata, Actinopteri, Cypriniformes, Cyprinidae. Gene Ontology annotation, biological process: branched-chain amino acid catabolic process.
CUUGACGUAAAGAUGGCGGCUGCUAGAGGUGUCAAGAAAUUAUACGGGAUCGGACUUCACGCAAUUCGUCAAAAUACUUCGUUAAAAGCUACUACGUUUCUCCAACAAAGAGCAUUUCGCGUAAAUGGAGCUCUUCGCCAGCAGCCGUUUGAUUCUUCAGCAGAGAAGCCGCAGUUUCCCGGGGCCUCGGCGGAGUUUGUUGAUCACCUGGAAUUUAUCCAGCCAAAUGUGAUCUCAGGAAUCCCUGUGUAUAGGGUGAUGGACAGACAAGGCCAGAUCAUCAAUCCGUCUGAAGAUCCUAAGCUUUCAAAAGAGAUGGUUUUAAAUUUCUAUCAGAAGAUGACAUUACUCAACACAAUGGAUCGUAUUCUUUAUGAGUCUCAGAGGCAGGGCCGUAUCUCUUUCUACAUGACCAAUUAUGGCGAGGAGGGCACACACAUUGGAAGCGCUGCGGCUCUUGAACCUACUGAUUUGGUCUUUGGCCAAUACCGAGAAGCUGGUGUAUUGAUGUACAGAGGCUUCCCUCUGGAUCUGUUUAUGGCACAGUGCUAUGCAAACGCUGAUGACCUUGGCAAGGGCAGACAAAUGCCAGUGCACUAUGGCUGCAAAGAUCUCAAUUUUGUAACAAUCUCCUCACCACUUGCCACUCAGCUCCCCCAAGCGGCCGGAGCGGCGUACGCAGUGAAGAGGGAGAACUCAAACCGUGUGGUGGUCUGUUACUUUGGAGAGGGGGCCGCCAGUGAGGGAGACGCACAUGCUGGAUUUAAUUUUUCCGCCACACUUGAGUGUCCUGUCAUAUUCUUCUGCCGCAACAAUGGUUACGCUAUCUCCACACCGACCAAUGAGCAGUACAGAGGAGAUGGUAUUGCUGCUCGAGGUCCAGGAUAUGGACUAAUGUCGAUACGUGUAGAUGGAAAUGAUGUUUUUGCAGUGUACAAUGCCACGAAGGAGGCACGACGUAGAGCGGUGGCUGAAAACCAGCCCUUCCUCAUUGAAGCCAUGACCUACAGAAUCGGUCAUCACAGCACCAGUGACGACAGCUCUGCAUACCGCUCAGUCGACGAGGUGAACUACUGGGACAAGCAGGACCACCCCAUCUCUCGCCUGCGACACUACAUGACCGCCCGAGACUGGUGGGGCGAGGACGAGGAGAAGGCCUGGAGGAAACAGUCCCGAAAACUCGUCAUGGAGGCCUUCGAAAGAGCCGAGAGGCGUCUGAAACCCAAUCCCGAGCUGCUGUUCACGGACGUCUAUGAUGAGAUGAUUCCUCCAAUAGCCAAGCAGAGAGAUGCCAUGUGGCAGCAUAUCCAGCAGUAUAAAGAGCAUUACCCACUUGAUCUCUAUGAAAAAUAAUCCAUGAGCCAUGAGUGGACACAACUGGGAACCAUCUUGCACGUGUCAGUUUGUCUGAAUAGGUUUUUUUCUGCGUUUCUAUGGUUUUGUUGCAUUAAAAACACAAAUAGUGAAAGAUGUAUUGUUAUCCUCAACAUUUGCCACUAGAGGCCUCUGUACUGUCAUUUUGUGCCUUGGAAAACCAGGUAAAAAAAGGAAUUUUCAGAAAAGAACAGCCCAUGAAUACAGUAUCAGUACAUUGGCAUAAUAUAAUCAAUCCACUCAAUAGGCUUUCUUCAUUUAAAGCAUGAAAAUAUUGAGUGAUUACCAUGAUUUUUCUUAUCUUAUCAACAUCAAGUGUUGUUCAUUAAGUAUCUUUAGAAUAUGGGUUUUCAAAUCACUGUAAAUGUUCAGCAUUGGUUUCUUAUUUCUUCACAAACCACACUAAUAUUUAUUGAUGGUGAUGUUAGUGACACAUGCUUUGUGAAACGGUCAUUUUUUAAAUAUACAACAUACAGUUACUGUAAUGA